CCCAUCUCCUCUCAGUCAGGCGGGGAGAAUGACGACUUACGAGAGAAACGAUAUUCACCCUUAUGAUGCACCUGCAAAAGAUACUUCGGGGCCGAGCCGCCAACUGGGCCAUCACUGCAUGCUGUGGUUCUGCUUUCCUUUUGUUCGGGUAUGACCAAGGGGUCAUGUCUGGUCUGUUAACCGGAACAGCUUUCACCUCGCAAUUUCCAGAGAUUGACACGACGCCCGAAGGUAAUGGGUCCGCCAGUCUGCAAGGGACCGUAGUGGCCAUCUACGAGAUAGGAUGCUUGUUCGGUUCUUUGUUUACCUUUUUUUUCGGUGAACGAUUUGGAAGGAGGCGGACCAUCAUGCUCGGUUGCACCAUCUUGAGCAUCGGCGCGAUACUCCAAUUCACAUCGACCGGGAUCCCUCAGAUGAUCGUCGGACGUAUCGUUACGGGAUUGGGCAAUGGGAUGAACACAAGUACCGUACCCGUUUGGCAUUCCGAGUGCACACUCCCCAAGAACCGAGGUCGAGCGCUCGGGAUCGAGCUUGCCAUCAACAUUUUCGGUGUGAUGUCCGCUUACUGGAUCGACUACGGUAUGAGCUUUGUCAACAACCCAGCUCAGUGGAAGUUGCCUCUGGCACUUCAAGUAGUCUUUGCCAUCUUCACCGUUGCCCUCAUCCUGUUCUGCCCGGAAUCACCUCGUUGGCUAUUAAAACACGGCAAAGAAGAAGAAGCGCGUGCGGUACUGGAUCAGCUAUCGAUACUACCUCCAGAAGGUCGUAGCGAGAUCUUGGAGAGCAACUUUACCAAGAUCAAAGAGACCCUCGUUGAAGAGGAAGCUGCGACGUUGGAGAAUAAGAAGGGAGAAAAGAUUUCCAACAUCCGCGCGUGCUUUACCAAUGGUAAAGACCGUUACUUUCAUCGUGUCAUGCUCGGUGUGGGGUCUCAGUUCAUGCAGCAGCUCUGUGGUAUCAACCUCAUCACAUACUAUGCACCUGUCAUCUUUGAGCAAUCCGUCGGAUUGUCUCGGGACAUAUCCUUGCUACUCUCGGGCUUUAACGGUGUUGCCUACUUCUUGUCGUCUUUGAUUCCUAUCUGGUUGAUCGACCGGUUCGGCCGACGCAAACUCAUGAUUUUUGCGGCGGUGGGUCAAUGCUGUUGCAUGGCAGUACUCGCGGGGACGACCUCGGUCACGUACAAGGCGACUGGGAUCGUCGCGGCUACCAUGUUGUUCCUCUUCAACUUCUUCUUCGCCAUCGGACUCUUAGCUAUCCCCUGGCUUUUGCCAUCGGAAUAUGCGCCGCUACCGAUCAGAGCGCCGGCCGCUGCUCUGGCUUCUGCGUCCAACUGGAUUUUCACAUUCCUCGUCGUCGAGAUCACGCCCGUGUCGAUAAAGAACAUCGGAUACAGGACUUACAUAUACUUCUGCGUCUUCAACGCUUGCUUCGUACCGAUGAUCUAUUUCCUCUACCCGGAGACCAAACAUCUCGAACUGGAAGACGUCGACCUACUGUUCAACGGCGACAAGGUUUUGUUACAUCUCCCGCCGGCUCUUCGUCAUCGUCAUCACGGCGAGACGGUAUACGGAUCAGCAGAGAAUGGUGAAGUACAGACUGAACCGUCUUCUGAUGCUGAAAAGAUGUAUAUGCAACACAAGGAAUGAGAGGAAAGGAGCGGCAGUGAUAAAUAUUCUCCACGUACAAUUUCAAAGUCAUGACAAUCAGAAGGGUAGCGGGCUAUUGCGAUUAUCAAUGGCCGUUCUGUUGGCGCAGAGCUGUAUUCCAUAACUCAC
Filobasidium floriforme is the source of this 1778-nucleotide messenger RNA. Its product is annotated as sugar transporter. Gene Ontology annotation, biological process: carbohydrate transport; transmembrane transport. Bases 63 to 1649 code for a protein of 528 amino acids. Gene Ontology annotation, cellular component: membrane. Gene Ontology annotation, molecular function: carbohydrate:proton symporter activity. The record is from RefSeq and is a predicted model, not a curated record. The transcript has 13 exons. Lineage: Eukaryota; Fungi; Basidiomycota; Tremellomycetes; Filobasidiales; Filobasidiaceae.